This is a messenger RNA of Rhinolophus ferrumequinum (greater horseshoe bat), 1829 nucleotides long. It is a transcript of the gene HAO1, whose product is annotated as hydroxyacid oxidase 1. The record is from RefSeq and is a predicted model, not a curated record. The transcript is spliced from 8 exons. The coding region runs from base 56 to 1168 and encodes 370 amino acids. Lineage: Eukaryota; Metazoa; Chordata; Mammalia; Chiroptera; Rhinolophidae. Gene Ontology annotation, molecular function: FMN binding; oxidoreductase activity.
AAGGCAACACAGGAAAAAAAAAUAAACCAACCUGGGACAGUAACAACCCAAGAAAAUGUUCAGCCGGCUGGUUUGUAUCAGUGAUUAUGAACAACAUGCUAAAUCAGUACUUCCAAAGUCUGUAUAUGACUAUUAUAGGUCUGGGGCAAAUGAUCAGGAAACCUUGGCUGAUAAUAUUGCAGCAUUUUCCAGAUGGAAGCUGUAUCCACGGAUGCUCCGGAAUGUUGCUGAAAUAGACCUGUCGACUUCUGUUUUAGGGCAGAGAGUCAGCAUGCCGAUAUGUGUUGGGGCUACCGCCAUGCAGUGCAUGGCUCACGUGGACGGGGAACUUGCGACUGUACGAGCCUGUAGGUCACUGGGAACCGGCAUGAUGCUGAGUUCCUGGGCCACCUCCUCAAUUGAAGAAGUGGCAGAGGCUGGUCAUGAGGCGCUUCGCUGGCUGCAGCUGUACAUCUACAAGGAUCGUGAGGUCACCAAGCAGCUAGUGCAACGGGCCGAGCGCAUGGGCUACCAGGCCAUCUUUGUGACAGUGGACACCCCUUACCUGGGCAACCGCUUCGAUGAUGUGCGUAACAGGUUCAAGCUGCCAGCCCAACUCAGAAUGAAAAAUUUUGAAACCAGUGAUUUAGCAUUUUCUCCUAAGGAGAAUUUUGGAGACAACAGCGGACUUGCUUCAUAUGUGGCUAAAGCGAUAGACCCAUCUAUCAGCUGGGAGGAUAUUAAAUGGCUGAGAGGGCUGACAUCACUACCAAUUGUCGCAAAAGGCAUUUUGAGAGGAGAUGAUGCAAUGGAGGCAGUUAAACAUGGUUUGGAUGGGAUCUUGGUGUCAAAUCAUGGGGCUCGACAACUUGAUGGGGUGCCAGCCACUAUUGAUGCUCUGCCAGAAAUUGUGGAGGCUGUGGAAGGAAGGGUGGAAGUCUUCCUGGAUGGGGGCGUUCGGAAAGGCACUGAUGUUCUGAAAGCUCUGGCCCUGGGAGCCAAGGCUGUGUUUGUGGGGAGACCGAUCAUUUGGGGCUUAGCUUCCCAGGGAGAGAAAGGUGUCCAAGAUGUCCUGGAGAUACUAAAGGAAGAAUUCCGUUUGGCCAUGGCUUUGAGUGGGUGCCAGAAUGUGAAAGUCAUCGACAAGACAUUGGUGAGGAAAAAUCCUUUGGCCCUUUCCAGGAUCUGACAGUGCACAAUAUUUUCCCAUCUGUAUUAUUUUUUUUUCAGCAUGUAUUACUUGACAAAGAGACACUGUGCAGAGGGUGACCACAGUCUGUAAUUCCCCACUUCAAUACAAAGGGUGUCGUUCUUCUCCAACAAAAUAGCAAUCCCUUUUAGUUCAUUGCUUUUGACUUUUCAAUGGGUGUCCUAGGAACCUUUUAGAAAGAAAUGGACUUGCAUCCUGGAAAUAUAUUAACUGUUAAAAAGAAAACAUUGAAAAUGUGUUUAGACAACGUCAUCCCCUGGCAAGCUAAAGUGCUGAAAAACAAAAGAUAUCCUUUGGUAAAAUUGAAGGUAGCUAACGCUGAGGUGAAAAGAUAAUGAUCUCACUGUUUAUUAACCUGCAUUGUGUUUAGAUAUCCUUAAAACAGUGUUCUUAAGUUGCAAGCUUGGGUUCAGAAGGUUGGAUGUGCCCGGAGAAACAGGCGACUUGGAUUCAGAGUACUGAGGAGGUAGCACUUGAUAGAAUUGGAAUCAAUUGGUGGUAAUUUGUGAUUUUCUAGCUACUUUUAAAAACCCUGAGCUGUGCUACUUCUUUGAAUGUAAAUUUCCAUUCACAUCUUUAGCAUCUGGAUAUAUCUGAAUAUUUCAUGAUAUAUAUUGCUUUUUAAUCAGAAAUAAAUAAA